AUGGCUCCAGGAACUCUAUAUAGUAUUCUUGGCAACUGUGCCGUUCAAAACUUCAUCAACCAGACUGUGCCUUGUGACAAGUGGGUGUAUGGCUCCAGGAACUCUAUAGUGUCUGAGUUCGACUUGGCCUGCCAAGAGUGGAAGAGGACGCUGGUGGGCACGGUUCACAACGUGGGAGUGAUGAUAUCCAUGCCUUUGAUGGGCUUUGUUUCAGACAGAUGGGGUCGAAGGAAAUCCAUAAUAGCCAGCGGGCUAGGUCUGGUAGUAGGGGCUUUCAAGACCCUAACCACGGGUCCGGGCUGGACCGGAUAUCCCCUUUACUUGCUACUAGAGCUUCUGGAGGCUGCGCUGGUCACUGGAACUUACACCACUUGUUUUGUGCUGAUGCUGGAACUAGUUGGCAAGAACAAACGCAUAGUCAGCGCCCUAGUCCUCGGAAUCAUGAUUUCCUCUGGCGAACUCCUCUUGACCCUGAUCGUCUGGCAAGUCCCUUACUGGAGACACUUCCAGCUCUUCCUCUACUGUCCUGCCUUCAUCUUCCUCGCAUACAUCUUCCUUCUAGAAGAAUCCUUGCGCUGGUUGAUUGUCAAUGAGAAGAAUGACAAAGCUGUCAUGCUGGUGCAGAAGAUUUCGAAAUGGAACGGUGUGGCGUUGUCGCGGAAGAUGAUAGAUGCUAUUCGGAAUUCGAAAGUGGGGUUCGAUGCGGAUAAAGAAGUGGAGAAGGAGAAAUUUCAUCCGAAGCUUCUGUUCUCUUCGGCAAUGUUGGUUAAAAGAUUGGUCGUAUGCUCGUGGUGGUGGUUCACCGCAGCGUUCGUCUACUACGGUCUCCUCAUCAACUCCGUGGCUCUCCCCGGCAACAGGAUAGCCAACUUCGCUCUCUCAGCCGUCUCCACCCUCAUCGGAGAGUUCAUCGCCUACUUCUUCCUUAAUAAGGUCGGGAGGAAGUAUACUCUGCUGGGAGGGUUUCUGGUUUGUGGGGUCGCUUGUGUCACGGAAGCUUUUGUGCCGAAAGCUGCCAAAACCGAAUUGAUAGUGAUAUUCCUGAUCGGCAAGAUGUGCAUAUCCAUCUGCUUCAACGGCAUUUAUGUGUACACUUCAGAGCUGGUCCCGACCAGCGCUAGAGGAUGCUUAGUUGGGGCCUGUUCUAUGGUAGCUCGAGUUGGGUCUGUGCUGGCACCCUUGACUCCACUGCUGGGUACCUGGUGGCAGCCAUUUCCAACGCUCCUCUUUGGUGGUUCUGCGUUGAUGGCAGCAUUGCUGACACUCUCGACGCCCGAGACAUUAAAGCGAGAUCUACCCGACACCGUCGCGCAAGCUAAAGCGUUUCAUAAAUAACCUCUCGAGGUUCUUCAAUAUCCUAGUACU
This is a messenger RNA of Leguminivora glycinivorella, 1365 nucleotides long. Its product is annotated as organic cation transporter protein-like. The transcript is spliced from 8 exons. NCBI's taxonomy places the organism in Eukaryota, Metazoa, Arthropoda, Insecta, Lepidoptera, Tortricidae. The record is from RefSeq and is a predicted model, not a curated record. Gene Ontology annotation, biological process: transmembrane transport. Bases 1 to 1335 code for a protein of 444 amino acids. Gene Ontology annotation, molecular function: transmembrane transporter activity. Gene Ontology annotation, cellular component: membrane.